AUAACUACCCAAAGUAGUUCGCCAGUUGAUCAACUCUCAUAAACCCCCAAAACAUUCACAUACGAAACUACAAAACCAAGCUGUACACUCCUCUCACUUUGUUCUCUCCGCCCAUUUCUUUCUCUCCGGCGGACAUCUCAAAGCCCCUCUCUCUCUAUAUCUCCAUCUCUCUCCGCAUCAAAAACCUAAUCUCUCUCCCUCUCUCUCUCAAAAAUGGCUUCACUCUCCAUCUCUCUCUCCUCAAAUCUCUCCGCCACAAGAUCCUCAAACUCAAUCUCUGAUCUCUAUCUCUCCUCCUCCAUCUCUCCGCAAUCGCUUCGCUUUUGCGGUCUGAGGAGAGCUGCCUUCACGCCUCUCAAGUCUUCCAGCUCGAAGCAAUUGGUUUCGAAGCAAUGUAGGGGGAAGUUGAGUGUGUGCGCCUCUGCGAAUGGGACGGUUUCUGGUGGUUUUGAUUAUGAUUUGGUUAUUAUCGGCGCCGGUGUUGGCGGCCACGGUGCUGCUCUUCACGCCGUCGAGAAGGGUUUGAAAACUGCCAUCAUUGAGGGUGAUGUGGUGGGAGGAACAUGUGUAAAUCGCGGUUGUGUCCCUUCCAAAGCACUUCUUGCUGUCAGUGGUAGAAUGAGAGAGCUUCAGAACGAACACCACAUGAAAGCUUUUGGUUUACAGGUUGCAGCUGCUGGAUAUGACAGACAGGCAGUAGCUGAUCAUGCCAACAAUCUUGCUUCCAAAAUCAGAAAUAAUUUAACAAAUUCCAUGAAAAAUCUUGGCGUUGAUAUAUUGACUGGUGUCGGUUCAGUUGUGGGUCCACAAAAGGUAAAAUAUGGAAAAGCUGGACUCCCUGAUACUACGAUAACAGCAAAAAACAUAAUUAUUGCAACAGGCUCUGUUCCAUUUGUGCCAAAAGGAGUUGAAGUUGAUGGCAAGACUGUAAUAACCAGUGAUCAUGCGCUCAAACUGGAAACAGUUCCUGAAUGGAUAGUUAUUGUUGGAAGUGGUUAUAUUGGUCUUGAAUUUAGCGAUGUGUAUACAGCACUUGGUAGCGAGGUUACCUUCGUUGAAGCCCUUGACCAACUAAUGCCUGGUUUUGAUCCUGAGAUUGGGAAAUUGGCUCAAAGGGUUCUCAUAAAUCCUCGAAAAAUUGAUUAUCACACAGGUGUAUUUGCAAGCAAGAUCACUCCAGCAAAGGAUGGAAAACCUGUAUUGAUUGAGCUUAUUGAUGCAAAGACAAAGGAGCCAAAGGAUACCUUGGAGGUUGAUGCUGCCCUCAUUGCAACUGGAAGGGCUCCGUUCACUAAAGGGCUUGGCUUGGAGAAUAUUAAUGUAGAGACUCAACGUGGAUUCAUUCCUGUUGAUGAACGGAUGCAAGUGAUUGAUGCAAAUGGGACACUGGUCCCUCAUUUGUAUUGCAUUGGUGAUGCAAACGGGAAGUUGAUGCUUGCACAUGCAGCAAGUGCUCAAGGAAUCUCUGUUGUUGAGCAAGUUACUGGACAUGACCAUGUCCUCAAUCAUCUGAGCAUCCCAGCAGCUUGUUUCACUCAUCCUGAAAUCAGCAUGGUUGGAUUAACAGAGCCUCAAGCAAGAGAAAAAGCUGAAAAGGAGGGAUUUGAAGUUAGUAUCGCAAAGACUAGCUUCAAGGCUAACACCAAAGCUCUUGCUGAAAAUGAAGGGGAAGGAAUUGCUAAGUUGAUAUACAGACCAGACAACGGUGAGAUCCUUGGUGUCCAUAUAUUUGGUUUACAUGCUGCUGACCUCAUACAUGAAGCAUCUAAUGCAAUGGCUUUGGGAACACGCAUACAGGACAUUAAGUUCGCUGUUCACGCACAUCCAACCUUAUCUGAAGUGCUUGACGAACUUUUUAAAUCAGCAAAGGUUAAAGCUGGGGUUUCUAGUCCAGUUGGUGAGCCAGUUUCUGUCUAAGAUUCCCAUAUUAGUACAGAAACAUACAUGAUAGUUGUGUGGAUUUUCAAAAAGUUGCCCAUAUUCGAGGACGAUGAAAGCAGUUACAUUAGGAGCAGUAGCACCUGAAUUUCUUGGUUGUGUUUCCAUAGUUGUGUUAUAAACCUAGAAGAGGUUUGGAGUUGAGCUAGCAUAUUCUAGUUUCCUCUUGGUUAACCAAGAAUUCAGUUUUGUCUUGGAUAGUAUUUUGAACUGUAAAGGAUGCUAUGUAACAGUGUCUAUUUAAAAUUAUCAGACUUUUAAGUAACAAAAAUAUAUAAAAAUGAGCAUAUGAUUUGUGUUGGUA
Messenger RNA from Daucus carota subsp. sativus, 2242 nucleotides. Its product is annotated as dihydrolipoyl dehydrogenase 2, chloroplastic. The transcript has 15 exons. The record is from RefSeq and is a predicted model, not a curated record. Bases 214 to 1917 code for a protein of 567 amino acids. Gene Ontology annotation, molecular function: dihydrolipoyl dehydrogenase (NADH) activity; flavin adenine dinucleotide binding. NCBI's taxonomy places the organism in Eukaryota, Viridiplantae, Streptophyta, Magnoliopsida, Apiales, Apiaceae.